Messenger RNA from Periophthalmus magnuspinnatus, 4109 nucleotides. It is a transcript of the gene arpp21, whose product is annotated as cAMP-regulated phosphoprotein, 21. Lineage: Eukaryota; Metazoa; Chordata; Actinopteri; Gobiiformes; Gobiidae. Gene Ontology annotation, molecular function: nucleic acid binding. The coding region runs from base 1863 to 3812 and encodes 649 amino acids. The record is from RefSeq and is a predicted model, not a curated record. The transcript has 19 exons. Gene Ontology annotation, cellular component: cytoplasm.
GAGUUUCUGAAUUAAUUUGAACUGAAAAUAUGUCUGGGAUUAAUGAAAAUCUGCUCAUUGCUUUACUAUAAUCUCCUCUAAUAUCUUCAUUUACUGGCUCACCAUGUUGGUUGUUACGAAAGGAGGUUUAAGAAAUAGGAAGUCAAGAUAUCAUUACUUCAAAAUGAAACAGAAAGUGCUGCCAAAUUUUCUCACCACUUGAAAUGGCGGCAGUCUGAACACAGAUUGCAGUGUUCCUGUUGUUCAACUUAAUAAUGAGUUGUAAGCCAAACCUUGCUUUAAGCUAUUGUUCUUUUCAUUGUAACUCAGAAGUUAUGCUGUGACUUCUGUAUCAAACACACGGGCUAAUUUGCUGUAGCCUCAUUCCAGUUGUUAAAUUACUCAUUUCUGAAUCAUUGUAUAGCUGUAGAAAUAUGGCUUUUACAAAUUUGAACAAGCAUACAGGACAGUUCCUUGGCCCUUCCAUGACCUUCAUGUCCACUGGCUGCCAGUGUGCCAAAUUAGUAGUUAACUUCACGUUGUGGUUGAAAAUUGUUGUUGAAAAUUUGCCAAGCGGGCUUAGAUGGCAGCUGUUUUGGACCCAACUAACUAGUCUAAACAUUUAUGCUGAGUGUGAGUUGUCCUUGCCCAAUAACACAACUGGAAAAGUAAAAAUAAUUCACCCAUCUUUUUGUCCAUAGCUCCAGUGAGUUAAGCUGAAACAGACUUAAUAGCUAUUCUAGAUCUAUAAUGGUGGUAUUAUAAACUCAAUUUAUAAUUCAAUGUAUUAUUCAUUAUUGAUACUCAUUGAUGGUAAAUUCAGCUUACUACUGCUACAACUGCCUUGAGGUAGACUGACUAAAAAGUGGAUGAGAAUCUGUGGCUAUGGGCCUUGCGGUCACCACCAAUCACUCACACAAACGUGCACACUACAGGAAUGGUGGGUGAAGUAUCUCGCCUAAGCAAAGCAAACAAAACAAACAAACUAGAACAAUAGUAGGGCCAUUAAAGGUUGAAUAGGACCUUUAAAGGCUGAAACUGGAGACGAUAGCUGUUUACAGUUUCAGUGUAGUUAACGCCUCCCUUCAGAUAGAUAUAAGGCAGUGUCCACCAGUAAUAUGACCAGAACUGAAGAAGCAGCAAAACGUCUUCACUUCUACAACGAUCUGUCCAGUUGACAGAUUUAAACUUUGUCUUUUGCUAUCUUGCCUAAGGACACAACACCAGGCACUGGUCAGAGCUGAAACUGUGACACUGUGGGUGGUUUGGCCUGGGUGAACCUCUCCGCCUCACCCUAUGUCGGCCUAAUUCAAUGAGCUCAGCCUCAGCCAAGAUAAAAUUAUAUCCAUGGAGUUUAUGUGGGACUGUUACCAUAGCAAUAAACAAAUCAAAACAGAAUAUUCUAUCAUUUGAAUGGCCAAAACUCCCUGAAAUGGCGCCUAUAAGAUAAAAUAGGCUACUGUAGACCAUACUGAGUGACUACUAUUCACCUUGGCUUUUCUUAUUGUAUUAUUUCUUCUGCCCUUGUUCUGAAGACUGACCUUGUUCUGAAGUAAAACUAGUUAAUUAUUGUGAGUAAAAUAAAAACAAAAAUACUGAAGGAAGGCUAGUGGCAGGUUACUACAGUGAGACAGGAACUGGGCCGGCACAGAGCGGCAGUGGGCUGGACGGGGGCCGGGUUUGGUGUCGGCGCGUGGAUCAGGGUUCAGAGCUCCUCCUGCUCAGAGACAGGCAAAAGGCGGAGGAGGAGCACCGGGGCGCACAGUCAACACCAGCCGGCACCGAGUAACACCGCCGAUCAGCCGGACACAUCACCGACAUCAGCCAGCGGCACACGGACACCUCCCCGACAUCAGCCCGCGGCGCACGUAAACGCUUCACGAAUGACUGAAGUCCUGGACAAUUCAGAUGUCUUUGCCAUGACGCCAUGUGAUGUCACCGAGCAGUCCUCCCCGUUGCCAAUCCUCGCUAAACGGGACGAAGGGGAAUGUUCACGUAAAUGCAAGAAGCUCAACUUCAAUAAACACUGUAACCAGGUGCAACCAAAGAAAAAAGUCAAGGCCAAAGGGAAGUUGAUGCGGAGUACAGCUGUUUGUGAGGAGUCGCCCCCAGUCGAAGAGAUAACUCCAGAGGACAACAUCUCCUGCAGCAAUGACAAUGACAAAAGUUUGGACAAAUCACAAGACCAAGAUCCAAAGAAAACCUCACUGUCCAAAGAGUCUAGUGCAGAGUACACAGACUGCACGGGCAUAGACCUACACCAGUUCAUUGUUGAUACGCUAAACAAUAACCCCAGGGAGCGCAUGAUUCUGCUUGAACUGGAGCAAGACAUGAUCAACUUCAUCACCAGCAAUAGCCCCUUUAAGAGGUUUCCCCCCAUGUCGUCUUUCCACCGCAUGCUGGUUCAUCGGGUGGCAGCCUACUUUGGCAUGGAGCAUAAUGUCGACCAGACCGGAAAAUGUGUCAUAAUUAACAAGACCAGUAGCACACGCAUACCAGAGCACCGCUUUUUGGAUGAAGUACAAGAAGACAAGCGGGACGAAACGCACAGAUGGAAGGUUAUUUUGAAGCGAGACAGCAGCUUAGAUGACCAGAUACAGCCCCGGCUUCACCCGUUACGAGAAAGGCAAAGUAAGUCAAUGGAGGAGCGAGAAGAGGAGUACCAAAGAGUUCGAGACCGAAUUUUCAACCAACUUCCAAAUGUCAACUCAGAGCCGCAGAGCACCCAGGAGACCGUCCAUACAGAAACCAGGGCUGUGGAGGAGUACAAUCCAUAUGCGGAGACCCAGAGGAGAAGGCGGCUCUUCAGAGGAAGCCGUGACAAUUCGGGCUCCAGCUGGACUGGCAGCAGCGGACAAAGCAGCUUUGACACCGACUGUCGCUAUAGCAGCGACCCUCGACCUUGGAGCAGCACCGACUCCGAUUCCUCCUACCAGUGGUCAAGCCCCACCACCAAACCUCGGCAAACUGCCAACAGCAGCUGGGACACACAUGGCUCCAUCACUCUUGUCAGACUGCCUCCCAGUGGCCAACACCCCUCUCCCCCUCCCAUCAUGGAGGAACAGGCUCCUAACACAACCUACAUCAUGGAGAACGGAAUACCUCCAGGAUGCAUCUUGGUCAACCCUCACACUGGACAACCUUUUCUCAACCCAGAUGGGACCCGCGCGGUCUACAACCCUCCUGACAGCCAGCAGCCAAUCAGGAGCCAGGCACAGCUCCAGGGCUCAGCUCCCCAACAGCAGAUGCUACAGUACUCGUCUGUCUCAUACACGACUCCACAGAUGUUACCUGUCACGCCGUCACAGCCCUACUCCUCCACUAUUAAAGAUCUCUCGUCUAAGUUCGCUCAUGUGGCGGUGAGCUGUCAGUCAAACACUGAAGCCCCAUCCAUGUACCCUCCCACUCAGGGUUAUGUCUAUGCAGCUCCGCCCCCUCCAUCACUCCCCAACCCUCCCAACUACUGCCAGCCUUCACCUCAGGUGCCUUUUUAUUAUUACAACCAAUACCCCACCUCAUCCGAGCACAGUUGCCGCCCAGGCUCCCCUGGCCCCCACGUUGCGAGCCAAACUGCACAUCCAACAGCUGGCUAUGCUCCCACUGUGGGGGUGCAGCAGACCUCCGCACCCCACGCAGUGAUGGGGAGCUACACCUCAUUGGCCUCUCAUCAUUAUGCCCUGGUUCAGGGAGGCGUGCCAGUGUCAUAUCCCCAAAGUAAAGUUAUGGGUACAGAGGGGGGGUAUUGCUGUGUGCCUCCACCGCCCCACCACGGAACCUGCCACCCCGUCUCCUGCACCAACCUGAACGCCCCGGCCUGGAGUGCGCAGUACUGAUGAAUAAACUACACACACGAAGGUGCCUUUUUUGACGUUUGCUCUUCUUCUUGAGGUUGCUCAAGAAGAAGAGGUUUACCGCUAACAUGUAUUAAGCUUGUACCAGAGACAGACCCACGCACAUACUGUACCAAAGUUAUAUAUAAGUUAUAUAAGAGCUGCUGUAUUGGAUGCAUUAUUUAUACCCACAAAUGGAGUUUUAUAUUGAUAUUAAAUUAUAUAUUGAGUUUUAAGGAAAUGCACUGUGUUAAUAGAAUAAAGUGUUGUGGCUGAACUGACAACCACAUUUAUAUAUCA